AUGCCGAUUAACUCGCUUGAAUCCUACUUAUUUGAACGUAAAUUAGCUGGCACUGGCUCAAUUGAAAUAUUAACCAACUCAGUUAUUGGUAUUGAUGUGGAACAUUAUUUGAGUAGAAUUUAUACUUACAAAAAGGAACAAGCCUUACCUGCCAUUGGAGGUAUUCCUACAUCAUUAAGAGAUUAUAUUCAAUCUGAUUUACAAACAUUUCAAGAAUUCAACAUUAAACCAAUAUUCGUUAUUUCGGGGUUAAAUACUCAAUUGCAGAUGAAAAAUUACAAAACAAAUGAAUUAAGCAACCAUGAACAACAUUUAGAAAGCGUUUGGAAAAGAUUGGUCAACAAAGAUCCCUCACAUUUACAUCAUUCACAUAAUGCAAUUAUUGAAAAUUUUCGAACAUUUAAUGAACCUUUACAAAUGAGAACAUUGAUCAAUGAUAUAAUUAAAAUGUUUUUAGAGUUUAAGGUUGAUUAUUUGGUCAGUCCUUAUGAUGCAAGCUUUCAAUUAAGCUAUUUAUACAACAAUAAAAAUAUUGAUAUAAUCUAUGGAUCUACUGAUUUGUUGUUGACUAGAGUUGAUAAAUUUAUUUUGGGAAUGGAAUUUCAAAGCAAAGACUUCCGAUUCAUCAACAAAAAUAAAGUACUUCAAGAAUUAAAUUUGAAUGAAAGACAAUUUUUAGAUUUAUGUUUAAUGGUGGGAUGUAAUUUACAACCAGAAACAUUCCCAAUCUUCCCACCUAUUCCAAAGCCAAAUCCAUUGCAACCUUAUCCACAAUUGAGUUACUUUAAGAUUGGUUUGGAUAUGCUGUAUCAAUAUGCUCAAUUUAGUAAUGAUACUUCAAGUUUAUUGGGAUACAUUAUGAGCUUGAAUAAUAAUAAAGUAUUGGAUUUGUACUAUAGGGGUGUCUCUGUUUUGAAAUAUGUUCCAAUUAUUAACGAAGAAGGUUAUGUUGAAUUAUAUAAUGUUGCCAUGGCCAAAUUGGGAAUCACUGGUAACAUUGACUUUUUAGACAUUGACGAUGAGGAAGAAGAAGAAGAAGAAGAGAGAGUAGAAGAAGGAGAAGAUAAAACCAAAACUAAUGGUGGUGGUUCUGAGUCAGCAUCAACCAAUGCUAGAUCAGUCAAGGUUCCUAAUGAUAUUCAUGAUAUUAUUUCUCAAAGAUUACCACCAGAAUUAUACUUUUACCAAUCUAUUGGUUUAUUGCCAUUGGAUUUAUUAGAAUCUAUCACCAAAGGUCAAUUAGAUGUUCGUCCACCGUUGGAGGUUUCAUUAUCCGAUGGAUACAAGAAAUUACUCACUUCUAGGAAUUACCAAGACUUGUUAGAUUACCAAUACAAUUUGAUUACUCAGUUAUUAGCGAGAUACUACCAAGUUAAAAAGAUUAGAGUCAAGUACUGGUUCAAAGACGAUGUUUUGGAAUUGAAUAAUAGAUUAACUCCACCUAUUUUCAAACGUAUUGAUAAAUUUUUCAUUCAAAGUGAUGAAUCUGAAGAUCAAUUCCAGUUGAACAAAUUCUUCAAGGAUAAAUUAACUGGGGAUAUGACUACUACCAAACAGAUCAAAACAUGCGAAGAUAUUAUUUCUACAGUAAUGUUGAGAACUUUGUAUUUGUACGGAAUUUUAAAUGAUAAAAAAGAAGUAUCACCUUUGGCCAAAGUUUUGAUUAAGUUUGCUAAUGAAAUUGAUGUUAGUCAACAAGAAGAAUUUGAACAAUUUGUGUUGUUGUUAUUGUUGUUACAAUCUAAGAGCAUUGUUUUGAAUGAACCAAGUAAAGAAUUCACAGAUGUGUCCAACUAUUAUAAGCAAUGGGGGUCAUCUUCGACUGAUCAACCACAACAAUCUGGUACAGGUGCUCAGUACAAGAGAGACAGUAUAAGUCAAGAAGAUUUAAAGAAAAUCACAUUAAUUUCUAGAAUUUUCUCAUUUAAUAAGUUCAAUAUUGGGCCAAUUAAUUAUCAAGGACCAGUCUCACGUAGUUUGUUAAAUUUCAGAAGUCAAAUUGAGUUUUUGAAUAAGAAUUUGCUCAAUAGUUUACAAGUUGUAUUGGUUGAUUUAAUUGUCCAUCAAGAGCAGAAUGAAAUCAAAUCAUUUGAAUCGAAGCAAGAUUGGUAUAAUUUGAUUAAUAACUUACCAUUCUAUAAGAGUAUCAAUAAUUAUCUUAUGGGAGUUAUUGGGGAAAUUUAUUUUGAAAUUUGUGCUAAACAAAAACAAGGAGAUGAUGAAGUUAGAAAGAAGAAUGCCAUGAAUCACUUGUGUGACUUUGUAUUCCAAGUUAAUUUACCUACAUUCAAUAUCAAUGUUCAUGGUAUUAAUGCUAUCAAUAAAGAUCAGUUGAUUAGUGAUUUCAAAAAGAGUGUUUCAUUCUGGGGAAAGUUUGUUAAAUUGAGUGAGAUCACUAAUGGUAUUGAUAAGAACUUGAUUAGUGAUAAAUUUUUGGAAGAAAUCAAACAAACGGAUAUAUUCUUACAAAAAUAUGUCUAA
Messenger RNA from Candida tropicalis MYA-3404, 2481 nucleotides. RefSeq lists its product as uncharacterized. NCBI's taxonomy places the organism in Eukaryota, Fungi, Ascomycota, Pichiomycetes, Serinales, Debaryomycetaceae. Gene Ontology annotation, cellular component: nucleus. Gene Ontology annotation, biological process: DNA double-strand break processing; DNA recombination; mismatch repair. The transcript has a single exon. Gene Ontology annotation, molecular function: 5'-flap endonuclease activity; 5'-3' DNA exonuclease activity. Bases 1 to 2481 code for a protein of 826 amino acids. The record is from RefSeq and is a predicted model, not a curated record.